AUGAAUGUGUUUAAUGCUUUUCUUCAUGGGGAUCUUAAUGAUGAAAUUUAUAUGCACCUUCCUCAGGAAUUUGUCAGUCAAGGGGAGAAGGUCCACAGAAGGGAUACUAAUGCAUCAAAGGAAAUAUGCCUUGAGCUUAUAACAGAAGUUGGAAUAGGAGCAGCUAAACCAGUAGGAACACCUAUAGAUGUUAAUGUCAAACUAACAUCAAGGGAGUAUGAUCAACAUGUGAAGAAAAGGCAAGAAACAACGGAUGAUCCCUUGAUAGAUCAAGUCAACUAUCAAAAACUUAUAGGGAAACUCUUAUAUCUCAAUAUGACAAGACCAGAUAUUGCUUUUAACACUCAGACAUUAAGUCAGUUCCUGAGCCAACCAAAAAAAUUCCAUAUGGAAGCUGUACUAAGAGUGGCUUCUUGUCCACUCAGCAGGAAAUCUGUAACAGGGUACAUGAUUAUGAUUGGAAAGUCCUUGGUUUCAUGGAAAGCCAAGAAGCAAACCACAGUAUCAAAGAGUUCAGCUGAGGCUGAGUAUAGGAGCAUAUCCUCCAAUGUGUCAGAGUUGGUGUGGUAG
Solanum dulcamara is the source of this 570-nucleotide messenger RNA. Its product is annotated as secreted RxLR effector protein 161-like. The transcript has 3 exons. NCBI's taxonomy places the organism in Eukaryota, Viridiplantae, Streptophyta, Magnoliopsida, Solanales, Solanaceae. The coding region runs from base 1 to 570 and encodes 189 amino acids. The record is from RefSeq and is a predicted model, not a curated record.